Molecule: messenger RNA, 690 nt
Organism: Verticillium alfalfae VaMs.102
Lineage: Eukaryota; Fungi; Ascomycota; Sordariomycetes; Glomerellales; Plectosphaerellaceae
Product: dihydroorotase
Exons: 2
Coding region: 1-690 (229 amino acids)
Biological process (GO): pyrimidine nucleotide biosynthetic process; 'de novo' pyrimidine nucleobase biosynthetic process
Cellular component (GO): cytoplasm
Molecular function (GO): dihydroorotase activity
Source: RefSeq, a predicted model, not a curated record
AUGGAGGAGGUCGGCCUCGUCCUCAACAUCCACGGCGAGGUGCCCAACAACACGCAAAAGGACGUGUCGGUCAUGAACGCCGAGUCCAAGUUCCUGCCGACGCUGCUCGAGGUGCAUGCCAAGUUCCCCAAACUCAGGAUCGUGCUCGAGCACGUCACGACGGCGGACGCCUGCGACGCGGUGCGCAGCUGCGGCCCCACUGUCGCCGGCACCAUCACGGCCCACCACCUGUCUCUCGUCAUCGACCAGGCGGUCGGCGACGUCUUCUGCUACUGCAAGCCGGUGGCCAAAUCGCCCGAGGACCGGCGCGCUCUGCUCAACGCGCUCGUGACGAGCAACGGAAAGUUCUUCCUCGGCACCGACAGCGCCCCACAUGACAUCAGCGCCAAGAAGGGCAAGGGCAGUGCGGCCGCAGGUGUCUUCACGCAACCCCACGCGUCUCAGUACAUCCUGACGGCCCUGGAGGAGGGCAUCGCGCGGGAGGACAUCAAGGAUGAGCAGGUGACCGAGGAAGUUCUCCGGGGCUUCUUAAGCGAGUGGGGACGCAAGUUCUACGGCGUUGAACCGGCGACGCAGAAGAUCGUGCUUACCAAGGGCGACAAGGUCAUUCCCGAGUCCGUCAAGGACGCAGGCGUCGAGGUUGUGCAUUACCGGGCUGGCACCAAGACCUGGGACUUGAAGUGGCAGUAG